AGCCGAAACGACUGUUCAGAGGAAGAAAGGGGAAAGAGAGAGAGAGUAGAGAGAGAGAGAGAGAGAAGAUGGGGGAGGUAGCUGAUACAUUGACGAAGAAGAGGAAGAAGAAAGGGAGACCAUCUCUAAUUGAAGUCCAGAAGCGAGCUCUGAAGCAGCAACAACUGCUUCAGAGCAAGCUAGAUGAGUCCAAGGAAGAGGUUAGAUCCGGUUUCGGAAACCCUAAUUCCGCCGCAACCCGAUCCAGUCGCCGGAUUGUUAAUCCCAGCGAAGAGGAAGAAGAAGAAGACGAUGACGAGCGGAGAGAUAAGAAGCAACGGCUUUUGCACGGGUUGAACUCGCACGACGACCGUCGUGAAUCUGAAUUGGACGGCGAUGCUUCUUCCAUCAACCGCCGGAAAAUCGGCGGCGCCGGAUCUGAUGUUACGGGACAAAAGGGUUCGAAAGCGACAGACAUUCUUCAAAGGGUGUCUCUUGUGGAGUCUGGGCCCGUUACACCAUUGCCAGACAAAAAGUUGCUCUUGUUCAUCCUCGAUAGAGUUCAAAAGAAGGAUACUUAUGGAGUGUACUCUGACCCUGUUGAUCCAGAGGAGCUUCCUGAUUAUCAUGAGAUUAUCAAGAAUCCUAUGGAUUUUACCACAUUGCGGGAGAAAUUAGAAGCCGGCGCUUACUCUACCUUAGAACAAUUUGAGGAAGACGUGUUUUUAAUAUGCACAAACGCUAUGGAAUACAAUUCGUCAGAUACUAUAUAUCAUCGACAGGCACGAGCAAUGCUUGAGCUAGCCAAAAAGGACUUUGCAGAUUUAAGACAAGAAAGUGAUGGAGAAGUAGAACCAGUUUCACAGUCACAACAACAGCCUAAAGUUGUCAAAAGAGGCCGUCCUCCAGGCUCAGGCCUUAAGAAACAUUCUGAGCCAUUUUUGACUGACCGGACUAUUUCUGAGAGUUCAGCUGAUGCAGCAGCAGCGCACACUCCUGGUGGAGACGGCUCUAGAUUAUCCGGCGCUUACAAUCUAAGAAGAACACCUCCUUCCGUUAGAACCAACCAUUACAGCGAGAACCAAAGUGGCUUGUUGAUUGAUUGGGAGAAGGAGUUCCCACCUUCGGUUGUGAAGGCCGUCAACAAAUACGGGAUGAAGAAUGUGGACGAGAACAGGCGAGAUUCUUACUUCCUGGACAUCUCUCCUUCUUCGCAAGAAGCUUCGGUUUGUACAAGUCUUGAGGAUGGUUUGAAACAGUUAACUCCAGUUGGGUUGAAUACUGAAUAUGGCUACGCUAGGAGUCUAGCAAGAUAUGCUGCAAAUCUUGGUCCUGUUGCUUGGAGACUUGCCAGCAAGAGGAUUGAGACAGUGUUACCAAGUGGAACCGAGUUUGGUCCCGGUUGGGUUGGAGAGAAGCCAGAAGCUCCUCAGCAGCCAAAGUGUUCGAAUGACUUGGCAUCUGAAAGCAUACAUUCUUCCAAAGAAAGCAAAGAGAGUGCAUCAGCUGCUCGCUUGUUGAAUCAAAAAACUGUUAAGUCAGAACCGCUGAUCAAUCCUGAGAGCAACGGUCUACUCCGUGGCUGCAGAGGAGUAAACCAGAUGCUGGAAACUGCUGCUUUCUCGCGACAAGGCUUGUCGCCUAACACAAAACCGGAACUAAACCGGUUUCACCCUGAUCUCAACGCUAAGCUCGUCUCACCAAACUCACCGGUCUCUAACCUUCAGGCAGGUUCAUCCCAGCAGCAUCCGGAUUUGGCGCUACAGCUCUAACUUACUAGUCUUGAAAGCUUUUCCUGUAGGAAGAGGGAGGAGUGUUGUGAUUGUGGAUGAAAAAUAUAUAGGGAAGAAGUCUCUGUACAGAUUGUUGCAACUUCCAGAUUUGUGUAGGGUAAGAGGAAAACCAAUUUAAGGGAGUACUCAACAAGGUGUAUGCAUGUUAUUUAUACAAAUAUUUUUCUUAAGUUGAUCAAUUCAGAAUAAUGAAUGUGCAUUUGAGUUUUGAUUUCAGCUUAUGAGAGACGAUUGUAAUAUGAAAGUCUGUAUAAUGUGCCUAUGCUUCGCUUGUCU
Molecule: messenger RNA, 2048 nt
Organism: Brassica napus (rape)
Lineage: Eukaryota; Viridiplantae; Streptophyta; Magnoliopsida; Brassicales; Brassicaceae
Product: bromodomain-containing protein 9-like
Exons: 9
Coding region: 69-1751 (560 amino acids)
Molecular function (GO): protein binding
Source: RefSeq, a predicted model, not a curated record